GACAGCAGUGAAAAGAGUAACCUUCUUCGGAUUCGAGAGAAGGAGAGAGGCAACCAAGAAGCUCACCCGGAGAAAGAGGUGUUUGCUGAAAAGAUGCCACUGUUUGGAGAGCCCUACAAGACUAGAAAAAGGGAUGAGUUGUCGCGUCAGAUACAGAACGUACUAGGAGACUACGAAGUUAUGAAGGAGUUAUGGAGAUCUAUGUCUUGUACUCUGUGUCCAAAUGGUUCUGAAGACAGCCAGGGGAAGCCGAAAUAUCCUUUAUUUCAUGACAGGGAGAGCCUUGAAUCCAACCCUUGUUGCACGCACAUCUACCACAAGCUUUUCUGUACUUCUUCUGCCCCUGGAUCACCUUUUGUUGGUAACAUUAGCCACAGUUCAAAGAUGGCACCACCAAGGAUGGAGCCAGUGCCAAGUCCCCAUGCCAAAAACUAUGGUCCACCCGACAAACAGCAUCUGACUCGAGAUCUCCUCAGUCAGGAGGGGCACUCUUCAAACCACAAAAAGUGUGACCGCAGAGCUGAUGGUGACUCAGCUCCACAUAAAAAACUCUCACCCUUAAUCUCCCCUGUGUCCCAUUUGUCACCUGUACUUUCCAGACUGCAAAGAACCCGCAAGGUUUACAGCAGCAGUAGCACUAGCAAUAAAGGCUACUGUGCAGACACGUCUUCCAAGGACCUGAAAGUGAAGGCUCAAGAUAACGAGACUCCUCUUGACACUUCAGUGGUCAUUACCAGACUUGGGGUGGCCUCUUCUCAAACGUUUCCACCCCCUCCUCUCCCCUCAGAAAAUGCAAUGCAGCAGAAGCCCAUGGACGGUCAGAAUCAGGCUCCCAGUGAGUCCUUGGGCCUGAAGCUGCCACUGGAAGACAAUGGUCAGCAGAGCUUCGAAAAACUGGAUGUAAAAUUGCCAGCCAAAGCCAAACUCACCAGACUGAAGAUAUCUUCACAGUCGGAGUUGGUGGAGCAGUUGUUCUCCAAUGAAGUCCGCUGCAUUGAGGAGAUUCUGAAGGAAAUGACCCAUUCGUUCCCUCCUCUGACAGCCAAGCAUACACCCGGUAUGGCCAAUACUAAGCAUACACCCAGUACGGCCAAGUCAUCCAGAUCUCCUUUCCCUACAAAGGAGCCUCUGCCCAAUAGUUCUGCAACUCAAAUCCAAAAUCAAUAUGAUCCACCUUCCAAAAUUUAUCCCAAUUCCCAGCAAGGAACAUCCAUACUCUGGGAGGACCUGCAGCUCAGUGAUAGUGAAGAGAGCGACACAGAACAAACUACAGAGAAGCUUCCAUCCCUCUCUGCACCUCCAAGUGCUCUCCAGAUUCUCCCCAAGCCCGUGGUGUCAGCACAUUCCAGUAGUGCAAAGACGGAGAGCAGCAGCAGCAGGUUGGACUCAGAUUCAGAUUCAGACUCCGAGACAGACUCGGAGAGUGAGAGCAGCUCAUGCCAUAGCAAGGAGAGUGAGCCCCUAGAAAUCCCUGCUCCAGAGCCCAAGACUCCGACAACAAACUGGUUAACCAAAGUGAAGCAGCCACCAGUGCUCCUUGAGGCUCGGGGGAGCACUGAGUCUCCAAGUGGGUACCAGGAAAAUAAGGGUGAAAACCGCAACACUGACCAGCUACAUCCUGAGUCCAAAGGCUCUUCCCCCAAGAGUUCCAGCACUGUCCAAGAUCCCACUGAAGGGCCCCAACCUGAGGAGAGGAGCUGCCUGAAAUCCCCUGCCCAACAGGAGUCCCCACCUCAGCAAACUAUUGAAACCAAACAACCCAGAAAACCUGCCAAGGGCUCUGGCCAGGCAGAGCCCCAGGCCUGUUUGCAGGUGGAAAGUAAACCAGGACCCCUUCCUUCUGAAUCAAAAAAACAGACUUCCAAAGACAAACCCAAGAUGAAGGCAAAAGGCAGGGAGCCUAAGCCUGAAGCUGGCAUGCCCAACCAUCAGGCAUCCGAACCCGCCCCUAUGGAGAAAAGGAAGCACAAGGGUUCCCUGGCUCCCUCAAAGGUGCCCUCAGGCCCUCAGGCUCCAAAGGACAAAGCUCAAAACAGGAACUCUUUCACUCUGCCUCACAGUGGAGCUGAGAUAUUCCACACUGAUGAUGGCUAUGACUCCAUCAUGUAUACCAAAAUG
Molecule: messenger RNA, 2118 nt
Organism: Alexandromys fortis (reed vole)
Lineage: Eukaryota; Metazoa; Chordata; Mammalia; Rodentia; Cricetidae
Product: AF4/FMR2 family member 1-like
Biological process (GO): regulation of gene expression
Cellular component (GO): super elongation complex
Source: RefSeq, a predicted model, not a curated record